GGGCUCAUUAAGGCGGCAGGUAGGCAGUGUCCCGGCCGCGGCGGCGGCGGCAGGCGGGCCUGGAAUGUGCGAGGGGCGUGAUGACAGCGACUGCCGCCGGCCUCUUUGCGCAACACCUUGGCUAUAUAUACCCGGGGCGCCGCGCCACCGUACCUGGUGCCUCCUCCAGUCCCUUACCUGCGAAGGGAGCGCUGAUCAUGGCUCCUUGGCCUGAGUCGGAAAAUGCCCAGUCUGACCCCAACAAGUAUAUCGAGGGGGUUGCAGAUCAGCAGCCUGCUCCUCCAGCCAAAGACAAAGACAAAAGUGAUAGCAAUGCUGCCGUAACCAAGAUCGAGCUCUUGCCAUCCUACUCCACUGUGGCACUGAUAGAAGAGCCUGCCGAGGUCAAUGACCCCUGGAACCUGCCUGAGCUCCAAGAUACGGGGAUCAAGUGGUCAGACCGAGACACCAAAGGGAAGAUUUUCUGUGUCCUCCAAGGAAUUGGGAAGUUCCUUAUGCUCCUGGGAUUUCUCUACUUGUUCGUGUGCUCCCUGGAUGUCCUCAGCAGUGCCUUCCAGCUGGUUGGAGGAAAGGUGGCCGGGCAGUUCUUCAGCAACAACUCCAUCAUGUCUAACCCCUUGACGGGGCUGGUGAUCGGCGUGCUGGUGACUGUCUUGGUGCAGAGUUCCAGUACCUCCACGUCCGUCGUUGUCAGCAUGGUGUCUUCUUCCCUGUUGACCGUGCAGGCCGCCAUUCCCAUCAUCAUGGGGGCCAACAUCGGGACCUCCAUCACCAACACCAUCGUGGCGCUCAUGCAGGCAGGAGACCGGAGCGAGUUCAGAAGGGCUUUUGCUGGGGCCACCGUCCAUGACUUCUUCAACUGGCUCUCAGUGCUCGUUCUUCUGCCACUGGAAGUCGUCAGCCAUUACUUGGAGAAUCUGACCAGCGUGGUGGUGGAGAGCUUCCACUUCCAGAAUGGAGAAGACGCCCCAGCACUUCUGAAAGUUAUCACGGAUCCCUUCACGAAACUCAUUGUCCAGUUGGACAAAAAAAUUAUCAAUCAAAUUGCGAUGAAUGACGAAUCAGCCAUAAACAAGAGUAUGAUCAAGAUUUGGUGCCAAACUUUAACCAAUGUGACUGAGAUGAAUAUCACUGUGCCCUCACCUGUCAACUGCACUUCCCCUUCCCUCUGCUGGACUGAUGGAGUUGACACCUGGACCUUGAAGAACGUCACCCACAAGGAAAACAUUGCCAAGUGCCAGCACAUCUUUGUGAAUUUCAACCUCCCGGAUACGGCUGUGGGUUCCAUCCUGCUGAUCAUCUCUCUGAUGGUUCUCUGUGGCUGCCUGAUCAUGAUCGUCAAGCUCCUGGGCUCCGUGCUGAAGGGACAGGUGGCUGUUGUCAUCAAGAAGACCAUCAACACUGAUUUCCCCUACCCCUUUUCCUGGCUGACUGGCUACCUGGCCAUCCUCGUCGGGGCAGGCAUGACCUUCAUCGUGCAGAGCAGCUCCGUGUUCACGUCCGCCAUGACCCCGCUGAUCGGUAUUGGAGUCAUAAGCAUUGACAGGGCCUACCCACUCACGCUAGGUGCCAACAUCGGCACCACCACCACCGCCAUUCUGGCUGCCUUGGCCAGCCCGGGCAAUACAUUGAAGAGCUCGCUCCAGAUCGCCCUGUGCCACUUCUUCUUCAACGUCUCUGGCAUCCUGUUGUGGUACCCAAUCCCGUUCACCCGUCUGCCCAUCCGCCUGGCCAAGUGGCUAGGCAACACCUCAGCCAAGUAUCGCUGGUUCGCCAUCGUGUACAUAGUCUUCUUUUUCUUCCUGAUCCCACUGAUGGUAUUCGGCCUCACGCUGGUCGGCUGGCCAGUGCUGUUGGGGGUGGGGGUGCCCGUCAUCCUGGUGCUGCUCCUGGUCUUGUGCCUCCGGCUCCUGCAGCUCCGCUGUCCACGCAUCCUGCCCAAGAAGCUCCAGAACUGGAACUUCCUGCCCCUGUGGAUGCACUCGCUGAAGCCCUGGGACCACCUCAUCACGCUGCUCACUGGCUGCUGCCAGCAGCGCUGCUGUUGCUGUCGUGUGUGCUGCCGCCUGUGCUGCCUGCUGUGUGGCUGCAAGUGCUGCCGCUGCAGCAAGUGCUGCGAGGACUUGGAGGAAGGCCACGAGAGCCAGGACAUCCCCAUCAAGGCCUCCCAGGACACGGCCACGAGCAAGGAGGCCCAGGGCGAGACCAAGCUCUCCAUCGAUACCCUGGUCACAAAGAGCACGGCUUUCUAAGGGACCCAAUCCAAGCUCCAGGGGUCGUCACAUUGGAUGUGCUCUGUCCCCUUUGUUUCUCAGUAACCCCCUCUUCCAACUCCUGGGGCUGUGGUCCCCACAGGUAGCAAGUGCACCUUGGGCCUGACGCUCACCUCCGGGGCCCAGGCUGUCAGCCCUGUUCUCUGCGUCUUCCCGCACAAAGGACACUCAUGUGGCACCUGGCUAGACAGCUGAUGCCUCUCCUUCCACAUGGCAGCUGCCCUAGGAUAUGCGUGCCCACUCCGACCACCCUCCAGGGAAGGAAAGGGGGAUCUAAGGUUGGGGGUGGUUACAGAGGUUCUCUAGGGUGCAGAGGUCAUUGUGAAUGUUCUGUUUGUGCAGACAUCCUUCACUCUGACAAACCCAGCAACUGUCUCUUCCCAACCCCCCAACCUCCUCCCUGUAGUGAAACCAAGAGCAACUACUGGUAUCCUUUCCUGUCUUGGCCCAGGUCCGGAGAGUGAGUGUAAUGGCUUGGAGACCUGGAGAAGUCCAUAUGUGUGACUUUGCCACAUCCAGUGCUCCCCAAAUCCCCUGCCAGGGCUUCCUCAACUGGGCAGGUAUGGCUAGUCCAAGCAGUUUACCUGUGGUAUCCUAGUUCCCAGGUUUCUUGGAAGGCAGUCGCACCUGCAGUCCAGAGGGAGGUUCAGGUUACUACCCACCUGUAAUUCCCACCUUCCCGAGCACAAGGGAGUCCUGUUCCCGAGCCAGGUCAAUGAUGGAGGAUGACAGUAUGGGAUGGGCAGCAUUUGGCAGGGCUGCUGUUUAUUUGCCAAGGAGGGGCCUCAGGUUCUUCACUGGGCUAAUUUAGAAGCCACAUUGCAGCUGUCACCUGAUGCCCUUCUCUUGGUCAGAUAACAGUCAUCCCUGUCAAAUCUUCUGGAUUAAGAAAUGAGAAUUCUGGAAGCCCCCUUCCUCCUCCGUUGUCCACCUUGAACUUCAGGAAGUGUUGUGUGUGGAUGGCUUCCACUUUCUGCCUCUUCUUUACUUCCCGGGCCAUCUUUCCUCCCAGCCAUCUAUCCACUGGGACCUUUUUCCUACCAUUUUCCAGUGAGCUUUGUUUCCCUCCUUCUCCCUGUGAAUGCAAAGCUCCACAAUUUUCUCCCAGGGCGAGGAACCCAAAGCAUGGCUGGGGUGUCCUCAGGGCUGGGGCCCAGGAUGGUGGGGCCCACCUGUGCUCAUCCUAGAUUCUCUUCCUGUGUGAGUCAUACUCCUGCUCUUCCUCCCCGUCCCAGUGCUCCUAGGCAAGUUUCAGCUUCUCUAGGACAGAGAGUUGGUACAGGUGCAUGCCAAGGUCCUGUGGCCCACCCUGCUCCUAUUCCCAGCCUCUCAUAGGUUAGGACACUGCUGAGCCCUCCCCAGAUACCCCUGUAUGGAUAGCAGUUCCCAACAGAGAUCUUUAUAUUUAUAGCCGUGCUCCAUGUACAGCAUUUUUCAUAAGUUAUAUGGUAAAUAGCGCCUGUGGUUUGUGUUUUGCAGUGCUCUCCUUCGGAAAUGAGGAAGGGUUCUCUCUAUGACAUGUAAAGAAAAGGCUACCUUUGUACAUUUUGUUACACACACUACCUUCUGAGUGUGCCCUUGCAGCCCCGCCCAUGCUACACCCUCUGUAAAUAUGUACGCUAAACCAGACAGCGGCUCAGGUCGACUUUGCGUUCUGACUUUUAA
Molecule: messenger RNA, 3938 nt
Organism: Ochotona princeps (American pika)
Lineage: Eukaryota; Metazoa; Chordata; Mammalia; Lagomorpha; Ochotonidae
Gene: SLC34A2
Product: solute carrier family 34 member 2
Exons: 13
Coding region: 81-2252 (723 amino acids)
Biological process (GO): sodium-dependent phosphate transport; intracellular phosphate ion homeostasis
Cellular component (GO): apical plasma membrane; vesicle; brush border
Molecular function (GO): sodium:phosphate symporter activity
Source: RefSeq, a predicted model, not a curated record